Sorghum bicolor (sorghum) is the source of this 2336-nucleotide messenger RNA. Its product is annotated as probable acyl-activating enzyme 1, peroxisomal. The record is from RefSeq and is a predicted model, not a curated record. The coding region runs from base 350 to 2128 and encodes 592 amino acids. The transcript is spliced from 2 exons. Lineage: Eukaryota; Viridiplantae; Streptophyta; Magnoliopsida; Poales; Poaceae.
CCGUGUGCUAUCACGACAUCCAAUGCUGCCGGAGCUGGACGACGACGACACGGUUAAAGACACGGCAGCUUUGCUUGUUCUCAUUCCAUUCCUCCACUGGAGCGCGAGCGAGUGAUUAGGACUUGAGUCAUCGCCAUCAAGCAUCAAGCAUCAAGCCAAGCGCGUGAGCUCGUCGAUUACGCGUGAGCUCGUCUCCCUCUGAUCUGCUCUGCUCUGCUCCACUCGAUUUCGUUAUAUUCCCCCAUUCCCCUCGCACAAACUCUCUCCAUCUGCUCUGCUCUGCUCCGCCUCCGAGCCCAAUUCUUUCUGAGCCGGAGCCGGAACCGGAGGCGGAGACCCCCUGCCAGCGAUGGAAGGCACCGUGCUGUGCGCGGCCAACCACGCGCCGCUCACGCCCAUCAGCUUCCUCGAGCGCACCGCGCUCGUCUACCCCGACCGCCCCGCCGUCGUCGCCGCCGGCCACGCCGCCGCGCAGCCGCCGCCUCGCACCUGGCGGGAGACCCGGGACCGCUGCCUCCGCCUCGCCGCCGCGCUCGCGGGGCUCGGCGUCGCGCGCCGCGACGUGGUUGCGGUGUUCGCGCAGAACAUUCCGGCCUUCUGCGAGCUCCACUUCGGCAUUCCCAUGGCCGGCGCCGUCAUCUGCGCGCUCAACUCGCGCCUCGACGCCGGCAUGGCGUCCGUGCUGCUGCAGCACUCGGAGGCCAAGGUCGUCUUUGUCGACGCCGCGCUGCUCGGCGUCGCGCGAGAAGCGCUCCGCCUCAUCUCCCAGCAGGCCGCCGCCGCCAGAGCAAGCUGCAGGGUGCCCACCGUGGUGCUAAUCAACGAGGUCCUCGACGAGCCGCUGUCGGCGGCAACAGGAGACAACAAAAUCCCAGGCGUCGAUCGGUGCUACGAGUACGAGGCCCUCCUCAGCAGCAGCAGCAGCUGCAAUCCAGAGGAGUUCUUGAUCCGGUGGCCGGUCGACGAGAACGAGCCCAUCGCGCUCAACUACACGUCGGGGACGACGUCGCGGCCCAAGGGCGUGGUGUACACCCACCGCGGGGCGUACCUGAACACGCUGGCGUCCGUGCUGCUCAACGACAUGACGGCGCUGCCGGUCUACCUGUGGACGGUGCCCAUGUUCCACUGCAACGGGUGGUGCCUGGUGUGGGGCGUGGCGGCGCAGGGCGGCACCAACGUGUGCCUCCGCAAGGUCACCUCCGCCGCCAUCUUCGCCGCCGUCGCGGCGCACAGGGUCACGCACAUGGGCGGCGCGCCGACCGUGCUGAACAUGGUGGUCAACGCCACGGCGGAGGAGAGGCGGCCUCUGAAAGCGGGCGGGAAGCCGGUGACGGUGAUGACGGGCGGCGCGCCGCCGCCACCACAGGUGCUGUUCCGGAUGGAGGAGCUGGGGUUCCUGGUGAUCCACUCGUACGGGCUGACGGAGACGUACGGUCCGGCCACGGUGUGCACGUGGCGGCCGGAGUGGGACGCGCUGCCGGCAGCGGAGCGCGCGGCGAUCAAGUCCCGGCAGGGGCUCCACCACCUGGGUCUAGAGGUGGACGUGAAGGACCCGGCGACGAUGGCGAGCGUGCCCGCCGACGGGCGCACCAUGGGGGAAGUCAUGUUCCGUGGCAACACGGUGAUGAGCGGGUACUACAAGGACGCGGCGGCGACGGCGGAGGCCAUGGCGGGCGGGUGGCUACGUUCCGGAGACCUCGCGGUGCGGCACGCCGGCGACGGGUACGUGAAGAUCCUGGACCGGUCCAAGGACAUCAUCAUCUCGGGCGGGGAGAACAUCAGCACCAUCGAGGUGGAGGCGGCGCUGUUCGCGCACCCGGCCGUGGCGGAGGCCGCCGUGGUCGGGCGGCCCGACGAGUACUGGGGCGAGACGCCGUGCGCGUUCGUGACGCUCAAGGAGGGCAAGGACGUGGGCGCGGAGGAGGUCAUGGCGUUCUGCCGCGCCCGGCUGCCCCGGUACAUGGCGCCACGGACGGUGGUGUUCGUGGCCGAGCUGCCUAAGACGGCGACGGGGAAGGUGCAGAAGUUCGCGCUCCGGGAACAGGCCAAGGCCAUGGGCAGCAUCUCCGGGUCCAGCUCCAAGAAGCCGGGAGGGUCAGGGGUAGCAGGGACGAGGAGCAAGCUCUGAACUCGCGUGUCCCAUCACUGUCGCCAUUGAUGGAGACAUGGAGUCAGUGCAUCAACAACUCGUCGUCGUCUCAUGACUUUUACCCGAACCGUGCGGCAUGUGCAACGAUUCUUGCUUGCACAACCUGAUUCAUUGUUUCAGUAAUAAUGUAUAGUAAUAAUCUUCAUCAAUUAUCUUAAUAAAAAAUGGAGGUGCAUUUGAAAACGAA